CUGACCGUGUUUGAGCACCACCAGCACCGAUGUCCAAUCCAGGUUAGCUCCGUCCUCCCCUGUCGAAGCAGUCCUCCUCCCCGCCCCCGGUUAGGCAAAUGGACGCGUUGAGCAGCGGCUGGGGCGUAUAAAUGGGACGGAGAGCCGACGACAGCCUGUAAUGCUGCGCCGGGUGCGGCAGUCUCUCCGCCGGCAGGUGCUGUUUCUGAUGGCCCGGAGACCGGUUCUCCUCUGCGGGGCUGUGGUACUCGGCGUCCUGCUCAUACUGGCCGUCAAGUUCACAUGCAGCCGUGCUAAGAAUGUUGUGGCAGCAGCUCGACCUCCGGUGCGAUUCUUCUCUGCCGAGGCCCCGGUAGUGGACCUUUACUUGGGCCAGCUAGACCAGGUGGAGCGUCUCCGGAGUGUGGCGGAGGUCUCUCUCAUAUUUUUCUACGCACCCUGGUGUGCUCACUCGAUGGCGGCCCGACAGGAAGUCCAGCAGGUGGCGAAGAAGCUUGCCAAACAGGUGCAGUUUGUGGCUGUUAACUGCUGGUGGAGUCAUGGAAAAUGCAGAAAGCAUAACCGCUUCUAUCAGUACCCGAUCAUCCAUCUGUUUUAUAGACGAUUUGGGCCUAUAGAGUACAAGGGUCCAUUUGUGGCUCCAUAUGUGGAAAGUUUCAUCCUCAGAGUCAUCACACCGCUCACUUACCUCCCAUCAAGAGCCACACUUGAAGAGUUUCUUUCCUGUCAUGAGCCUCGAGUGGUGGGUUUCUUCCAGUUUAAUUCCUCUCCUCAGCCGCCAGGGUACAUCACAUAUCUGUCCUCUGCCUUGCAGGCCUUAAAAAGGGAUUUCCGUGGUGUUGUACGUUUCGGGGUUGUAACCAGCAAACAAGUGGCAGAGGCCAUCUCACUAAAGGAAGAUGAAACAGUUUACCUUUACAGAAGAUUUAACUCCUCUUUGAUUUUCCCUCGAAACGAACGUAACUUCACACCAGAGGCUAUCUGUAGCUGGGUGUUUGAACACCACGAAACCGUCCUCCAGUGGCUACAGCCUCCAGGAACAAAGUCCCGUCUCCUGGAACAUGAACUCACUAAAGGUCCAGCACUACUGCUCUUCCUGCCACACAAUCCUCUCGGGUCCAAGCCUAGCCCUCUACUACAGCAGGUUGCAGACAUUGCUGUACGUUAUCAUUCCUGUGACAACAAUAACCACUCCAGUUUGGACAAAAGUUUCACCUCCCACUCACCAUGCUGCCAGUCAGUUCUUCUCCCAGAGUCUAGUACAAAUGUGUGUGAGGUGUGCCUCAGUUUAUCACAAUCAAGCCUGACCAGCUCCCCUGCGCACUGCUCUUUCUCUUUCACGACUCAAGGAGGUGACGUGUUGCAGUUUUAUCUAAGACACUGCUGCCUACACCGAUUACCUGCUGUGUCCAUAAAAACCACAACCUCAAUGGGCUGUAGUAACUUUCUGAACAGCUACAGCCCCUUCAGUCAAUACAGUGCCUGCUGCAGAAAAGUGGAACCUCAGUUCAAUGAAUCACAAGCCAAAGAGGAGCCAGACAUGCAAAGAGUUCCCCUUACACCUCCUCCUUCACCUCCAUCGUCUGCCCCUCAGCCGCGAGGAGACGGCAUCACAGGGCUCCGCUGUCAGACUAACAGGACGCUCAGGUUUUAUGUGCUGGACGUUGCUCUGAACUGGCCUCUGGCAGUGAGGCUCGGAGCGACAGGCAACAGAAGUGCUUCUCUUCACCAGGAGGCUGGUGCACAAAGUGAUGGAUCGUUCGCAGCUAUUGUGAACCUGAAGGAUGAGGUUCAUUAUGUUCUCCACCGCAGCCCAGCAACCACGCUGACAGAGUCUCUCGAGGCCUUCAUCAGGAACUUCAGUGCUCCGUACAGCCUCUUGCAGAGACACUUGGUGGGAGAAGAAGAAAAGAAAGGAGGGGAGGAGGAAACCAGACAUCCAGAUAGACACCAGCAAUCGCCUCCCCGCCUCCUCAUCACAGAACUGACCACCUCCUCCUUCCUGCCCUCCGUCAUGGACCUCCAAAAGGAUGUGCUACUGUUUUACUACACUCAGUGGUGUGGAUUUUGCUCCGUUCUCAACCACAUCAUCAUCCAGCUGGCCAGAUUAUUACAGGGAAACAGCAGCAUCACAGUUGCCAGGGUGAAUGUUGCACGCAAUGAUCUCCCAUGGGAGUUCAUGGUGGAUCAUGUUCCCUCUAUUCUUCUCUUUCCCAAAUACAGAAAACAUUUUAGUGUGAAGUUUCCCGACAACCUGCCCAUCACGUUACCCAACCUCCUUCGCUUUAUCCUGCAACACUCUGGCUCAGAGCAACAUGCAGACAAACCAGUGCCAGCUUCCAGCGAGGCGGAGGGUACAGGACCCACUGCCGUCCUCCGUGCAGAAUUUCUUGCGCUCCAGCAAGAGGUUCAAGCGCUGCGUCAUGCCCGCAAACGUCUCUCCCAACAGCUGGCGCAGCUGUGGCGCGACAACCGCCGACUGACAUUUGACACUCUGAGCUUAGAAGCACAGAACAUAGAGCUGCAGAGAGAAAGGCAAAGCUUAGAGGAGCAGUACCGCGAGAAAAGCCGGCAGCUCGGGGAGGCGGUGAAACGGCUGCAGGAGCUUGCGGACACUGCUGAAAACCUCCUGAAUGAGAACACACUGCUCAGGGUCCUGCUUAGGGCGCUGAAGGACAGGACGGAGGCUCAGGAGCAGGUAGAGGUGGAGAAAAAAGACGCAGAACAGAAAAGCCACAUGGCCUCCUGACCACAAGUCUGUAGGGAAUCCUGACAGUAACUCAGAUUAGAAGAAAAGAUGUGAUUAGACCUGAAACGUGCUGAAGCAGGAUGGAUUUCUGAGCAAAAUGAAGCCCAAAUGACGAGGCCGAGCAAAACCCAAUGAGCAACAUGACCUGAUGAUUUUUGUCAUGGUAGAGACAAAAUGAGGCUAAAAUGACAGCUGUGGUCUGUCAGCAGAAAAACUAAGACUGCUGCUAAGUCGGGACAGAAGAAGGAAACACUUGAGGUGGAUGAGUAGUGAGAGAACCAUCAGUGUUUGUUAGAGACAGAAUACUCUAAGGUGCUGUCGUAAUAGUGGGUUUGUCCACUUUGAGGAACACACUAUCGUGGUGAGUGCCAACUGUGCUUACAAAAUUGUCACUUCUGUUGAAGGGUGAAGACGUAACCUGAGUUAAACAUACGACACCGACCCUGCAGCCCAAUUCUUUACCUUCCCUGAAUUGUCGUUAUUCUCAUAAAGAAAGAGGAUUUUCAAAUGAUGGUAUAUUGAUUGAUAGCCAGAUGAAUGGUCAGCACACACAAGGAAAAGAUGAACAAAUCAAAAAACAGAGGAAGCUGAAGUUUCCCAUAGCUUUACUUCCACAGAUAAAUCCAGUAUAAUACACGAAUUGCAUCAGUGCAACAACAGUAUUGGGUUAUAGCCACAACUCUUUUGCUCUGUUUCUCUGUUUUUCACAGAAAUCAUGUUUUCAUGCUCCAGUUAAUCAAUGAAAUCUUUCCUUCCUGUAUUCCUGAAAGUGAAACAUGUAUCACUUCCUGAUGUUUCUCUGCAUUAAAGGCCCUCCUAUUUAAAGGAAGUAUACUGGAGAGGCUUUCAUUCAUGGCAGCUUGAUAUGGUUCGGGGUCGGGGAGGUAAAGUGACACCUGACAUGAAUCUGGCUGUAGGCUUUGGCAGUAUCUAUUUUUUCUAUAUGACAGUACACCAUUAAGCCUCUCCAGUUGAAUAAAUAAACAACAUAAAGACACAACAUGUCAAGAAAGUUAAUAUUUUUACACCGUUUUUGUUAAAAAAAUACAGAGAAAUACAACAGCCCAUCUGCUGAAUCCAAGUUUUUCUUUCGCAGGACCAAGAGUAGCUUAACUGCCGUGCUAACGAAUCACACGUCAUUUAAAUUUGACAGAAACAAAAUAAAACUCACCAAAACUAUCUCGAUUAGUCUUGUUUACUCAGUCACCUAGUUUGUUAGUGUACUGUUCCAACAAUCACCAACUCUGGUCUGAUCAAAGUAAGCCCUUAUUUCACCAAGUUAGAUGUGAAAAUAUGCCAUUCUUUUUUUUCUGCUGUUGCCGUCUGACUGUUAACAGUAUUUGAAUUUUUAAAUAUCCCACCGUACCGUUAAACAGUUAUACCGCCCAAGCCUAUCUGGCCGGACUGAUAUAAUGUGAACAUCAUGCUGAAUUUAUCAGGAGAAGGUUAACGGGGAGAAUAUUAGGAGUAAAGCCCUGGUAAAUAUAAAUGCCAUUAUUCUGCACUCAGCUGCUGCUACAAGCUGCCAGACGAUGAUGCUUUUCUCCCAACGGUCCUUUGUACCCUAAUAAAGUGAUCUUCAGCAGUAGGUAGUGCAUGACUUCAGGUUAGUGACGUAGAAUUUGGCUGCAGGGAGAGAGGGCUACUAAUGAAGCUGAGACUUAUUUAAUACUGAAGAAGUGGCACCUGCUCACUGAUCUGUAGGUGAGCUUAAGAGCACUUGAAAUAAUUUGCAAAAAGUUUCUUUUCUUUGUUGUUUUUUUUUAAGGGGAUAUUGUUCUUUUGUUAAACUGAUCUAUUUUUACAGGAAUCAAUGAGUCACUAAGAAAUUAUUUCUAUGUAACUAUUCAGGUAUUAAGAAUGAGAUGCUGCAAUUGUUUACAUGUGAAAUAUUGCACCUGUUUUUACUGAUUAAAAAUCUUCCAUCUUA
Molecule: messenger RNA, 4679 nt
Organism: Plectropomus leopardus (leopard coralgrouper)
Lineage: Eukaryota; Metazoa; Chordata; Actinopteri; Perciformes; Serranidae
Gene: txndc11
Product: thioredoxin domain containing 11
Source: RefSeq, a predicted model, not a curated record